Molecule: messenger RNA, 344 nt
Organism: Drosophila sechellia
Lineage: Eukaryota; Metazoa; Arthropoda; Insecta; Diptera; Drosophilidae
Product: male accessory gland serine protease inhibitor
Exons: 2
Coding region: 58-294 (78 amino acids)
Molecular function (GO): serine-type endopeptidase inhibitor activity
Source: RefSeq, a predicted model, not a curated record
GGAUCGGUCAACAGUUCGGUUUGAGGUCUCAGUAACGCAAGUCCAAGCAAAAUCAACAUGAAAUACCUAGCAGUUUUUGCCAUCUGCUGUCUUGUGGCAUCAGCCUUUGCUGCUUUGAAAAACCCAAUCUGUGGCGAGCAGUUUGGCGUCAAGGGUACUUGCCGUUCCCUGCAACCCAUGUGGACGUAUCGCCCAGAUACAAACGAGUGCAUCACCUUCCAAUACUCCGGCUGCCAAGGAAACAACAACCUAUUCCACAAGGAAUCGGAAUGCGAAGAGAAAUGCAAAAUUUAAGUGCCCAUUUAGUCGUGAAUAAAGUUGGAAGGUCGGUUUUGUUAUCCUAA